This is a messenger RNA of Glarea lozoyensis ATCC 20868, 2451 nucleotides long. RefSeq names its product Winged helix DNA-binding protein. Gene Ontology annotation, biological process: regulation of transcription by RNA polymerase II. Gene Ontology annotation, molecular function: RNA polymerase II cis-regulatory region sequence-specific DNA binding; DNA-binding transcription factor activity, RNA polymerase II-specific. Bases 1 to 2451 code for a protein of 816 amino acids. The record is from RefSeq and is a predicted model, not a curated record. The transcript is spliced from 3 exons. Lineage: Eukaryota; Fungi; Ascomycota; Leotiomycetes; Helotiales; Helotiaceae.
AUGGACAUUAAGCCAACGAAAUCGAGAUCUCGGUCCAAUACAGCAGCAUCAGUCAAAGGCCGUAAACGUCCCCUUUCCAGAGCUUCAACGACAAGCAUACAUAGCGCGGUGACGCAAACUCACGUAGACCACCAAAAUGAUACAUCCCAAGAGUACCAAAAGCAAUGGUACGAUCCAAACGCACUCGCGCAACAAAGAUUCGGAGAUAUAUCCCACCAAAUGACGCCCGAGGAUAUGGUCAUGCAGUCUGCAACUCAGCUCCAAAAUCCUCGGGGGUAUGAACUUGAUCCUGCUCUAGCAGGUAGUCACGGACUUGUGUACUCUCACGAUCAACGAUACAAGCCCGAAAUGGGAAGGCACCCUGUUCCCGUGGAUAAUUUUGCUAUGGGCUAUAACGAAGGGGAUAGUCAAUUGGCUGAGGGUCGUAGCGAUGAGCAAGACGAAGUUGAUUCCCUUGCUGGCGUACCAGCGAAGAAGGCCUCCAAGUCAAGCGCGGCUAACGAGCUUGAGAUGAGACAACUUUUCCAUACCAAUAAGCACCGUUCAUUACCAGAGAUAGCCAAAGAACUCCAUGCUAAUGAAAGAGGACCCCAGUCAGAACGGCAAAGACAGAUAUUUGCUAUGCUCUGGAUAAACCUUGUUUGUGAAAAAGGCAAAAAUUCGGUGCCGAGAGGUAAAGUAUACACAAACUAUGUCAACAGAUGUACUGAGGAGCGGGUAACAGUUUUGAAUCCUGCUUCCUUUGGUAAACUAGUCCGGGUACUCUUCCCCGGUCUUAAAACUCGUCGUUUGGGGGUCCGUGGAGAGUCAAAAUAUCAUUAUGUUAAUUUCAGCCUGAGAGAUGAGCCUUCUGCAGUAGCUUCGGAACCCCCGCCUCCAGUACAAAGCACUCAGAGUUAUAAUGACCAUCCUGCCUUUGUUCAGAGUUUCAGUCAAAGCAUGCCUUCUCAAGCGCAAUUUCAGGUAGAUCGGGCUACCUUUCCUUCGCCUGUCGUGACGCAAGCUCCAGAAGCGAGAAUAUCUUCAUCGGACGGCUUCAUACGUCCACAUAGUCUUUACAACCAUCCGGAUAUAUCCGCAGUGGAUCAACUCAAUACUACAAAUGGGAAAAUACAUCAGCGGCUUCAGUUUGCGCCACUUCAGCAGUCUUCCUCCCAAGACCAGAGCGCUUUGAAUCUCCCCAAAAUCGAUCAUUAUAUUCCAGCCGGAACAGAUCCGGAUGCUGCAACAGCUCUUACCGCACUCUAUCUCUCACACUGUACAUCGCUAGUCGAAUGUAUGCGUUUUUGUAGGGAGAAGAUGUUUUUUCAUCUCUUCACUUCAUUUCACGGCACGCUCACCAUGCCGGUUCAGAAAUUAUUUGCCAACCCUUGUAUUGCGCCAUGGAUUGAAGAAUGCGAUUUCGUCAUGUAUCAAAAAAUGAUGCGCGUGGUCGCCCCUUUAACGCUGCAGGUGGUACCCAAACAGGUAUUGGAUACUCUGAGGAAUAUCUCGGAAAGACUUGUUCCUCACAUCCAGAGCUCGUUUCAAGGGCAGCCUGGUCACGUAGUCGAUGCGAAAGUAGCCCCUGCGACUCUUUUCGCCGGACUACUCGAUCGUGAGCUACGGGUCAACCUGACAGCCCACGCUGCGGCAAAUAUGCUUUCGAAUCCUGCCAACCGGGACCAAAUGUAUGCGGACUGGAUUACAAUGGUCCGAAUCCGGAAAGUCGCGGAGUGUGUACCGACCAGGGGCAUGGACGACGUAGUAGAUCUGUUUCUGACGGAGUUGAGGGAUCUCCUCGAUCCUGUUGGUGUUUCGUGGGAAAUCGAGGGAACUACGGCGUAUGGAGAGAUGGCACAAAGAGGAGGCCGCCAGCAGCAAACAAGUAUACACACAGAUUCGUCAACAGAAAACGUAUUGGAUCGUUGGGUCAACUUCCUUAGCUUGCUGCCAAGCAAGUUCCCGUAUGCCAGCCACGCAGAAAUAGUUUGGUGUGUGCAGAAUAUCGGAACUGCGGUAAUGAGGGACCUUACUAUAGCCCAAGGCAAAAGCUUUGGAGCCUGGUGGGUUACCAAAUGCUGGCUUGAUGAGAUGAUUGCUUUCAUGGCAGAGCAAGGAGGCUUCAUGGAGUAUACAAGCUCACCGCGGUCGCAACGAGAAAAUUCUAAGCAAGGGGUGGGGAGCCGCGCUGCAAGUCGACACGAAAGUCGCUACAGCAGUGGGAGUGAUAUGUUUCUUGUGUCGCAGGAGAACAAAGAGACGGAUAGGUCGGUUUCACAGCCGAUGGAUGUUACAAGUCAAGCUGCUAUGAAUGCAGCAGCCGGUCAUGACGAUAGUGGAAUCGGAAUGCGAACCCCUGAUGAUGACUUUUCUAUGGGGAAAUAUGAUUACGGUCGCCACGAGCAACAUGCUCCUCUUCAACCCGAUGGCUCCCAUGGGCACGGCUUGCAACAACUGGCGGCUGCGUGA